Molecule: messenger RNA, 1305 nt
Organism: Botrytis deweyae
Lineage: Eukaryota; Fungi; Ascomycota; Leotiomycetes; Helotiales; Sclerotiniaceae
Exons: 4
Coding region: 1-1305 (434 amino acids)
Source: RefSeq, a predicted model, not a curated record
AUGGCUGUUCUCGACUCCCUGCCUGGGAUUGAAGUUGCGGUAUGUGUUGAUGGCGAGCCAUUGAAAGAAUAUGAGAACACCGAAGAUGAGUUGAUAUUGAAUGAGCCAGAAGGACUUGGCAAGAAGUUUGAAGUCGCUAAACAUCAGCGUUCUGUGACGGUUAAAAAGUUUGUCGAAUCUACGGCCGGCAAGUUCUUUACCAUUAAAUGCACCAUCAAAAGCCCAUAUAGAUAUACAGGCGCUUGUACGCACAUUUCAUUUUUCUCUUCUAUCGAUGGCGAGAACCUGUCUUGCGCCCCUCUUUUCAACAAAGAAACAUAUGAAAAGAAUAGCUCUGGCUUGACUCGAGAGGUCGAAGGAAAUCUCUAUAAGGAGGAAGGAAAACUACUACUACAGAGAUUAAAGUUCACAGAGAUGCACUUGACUCAGUGGGAUAAUUCGAUCGAAGCAGCCAUUCGGCCUGACGGAAGCGGACGUUACGUGGGUGAAAUCGAAGUGAGAGUCUUUCGAGAAAUGUCCCCAUCAAAAACCAGUCUUGUCAGCACAGCUCCAUUAGUUAGUAAAACCGAGAUUCCAGAGAACUUGUUGAAGGGCCAAGCAAAAUCACAUAGCACAUUAUUUAGUCAGGGAGAUCUUGAAGCAUUAGGUAUUGUCGAAAGAAUGUCGGAGCCAGAGUCACCGUUUGGUUGUGGUCAUGAUUCUAGACGGCUACCUAUACCGAUGAGUGGACCUCAAGCUCCAGAGAAGUUGUUCCGGGGUACGAUGAGAGAAGCGGAGGCGGAAACGGAGGCAAAGCUAUCAAACAACAAUUCUGAUGGCGGAUCUACUUCCAAGCCACUGCCAAACACGUUUGCAUCUCCACCAAUCAAGCAAAAACUUCAAGAUUCUGGAUCUGUUAAAAAAUGUAUCGCAACAACCCCUUCAGUGCCUAUCGGCUCUUCUAAUAUCACGUCCCCAAUAAAUUCUGCAUCCUGGAAUCUUCAAGAUCUAGAUCCAACACAGACUGGACAAUUGUUUGGACAGUUCCUGCAAUACUUACAAACACAAGGAGGUGGACAGCCCUCACAAGCACCCCCGCCACUCCCAGUAGAAACCACUCCCGCGGCUCUUCCCAGCCUAUCAAAAUCCACCAGUAGCAGCGAAAUUGUCACUACAGCUACUUCGAAGCCAAAAGUCAAACGCGAGAAAGAAGGAAAUGAGAAUGAGAGUCGCAAGAGACGUCGCAAGGUUAGAGAAAAAGUUACUAUUGACCUUACAGAGGACAAUUCUGAUGAUGACGUUGUGAUUGAUCUUGAUUCGGAUUGA